AUGGGCCACCUGGACGGUGGGGGGAUCGGGCUGAAGGGAGGGGCCUUCCCCACAGGCCAGAUGAGGCUACAAGGGGGUGGGGGGCUGCUCCCCCGGCCCCGUCGCGGGGGCCACGAAGAGCCGCUCCUGAACGCCGCAGUCCAGUUUGAGGGCAGCCGGAGGCAGCCCGCGUUCGGCCCCCGCCCCCGAGCAGCCGGGCGGCGUCCGGAAGAGGAGAGGGGGCAGCUGGCCAGCGAGGCGUCUCUGGGCGCCUUUUCAGACCCCCGCCCCCGUGGGGCACGCUCGCUGCUGCUGUCCGUGGCCGAGAAGAGAGAGCGCCGCGUGGCACCAGGCUCUCACGCAUCCCACCUUGAGGCCCGGGCCGCUGCAACCCAGGCUUGGGUGGGAGGGGAGCAGCCUGACCUGCCCGCCUUCUGCCAUGAUUCUCUUGGCAUUUUCCUGCUCUUGGCAACAACCUCAAGAGAGGCUUCUCCUCUGAAUCUCUUUGGUGCUUCACCUGGUUGGCUGAACACUGGCAUGAGGGUGGCAGCGAGGAGAGCCAGGAACUGGUGCCAGCCUGCCACAGCUGUGGCUUUCAGGUGGUGCCAUCUGCUUCCAGGCCAGUUACAGCAACGAGGACUGGACAGCUGCCCAGGGAAGGAAAGGAAGAUUCUCAGCAAGGCCCCACCAGCUUUUCCUUUGUAUUUUGAACCCCAGUUCAGCAACGUAUCCCAAUUAAAAGCCGGCCGCCCGUCCUCUGAUAAGCUCCAAGACAGCCGGACCUGGUCAUUUUUAGGAGCCCAAAAGAUGAAAGGCGUCCGUCCCCAAUGCCUCUCUUUGGCCAGCGUGGCAGAAGAGGUUGCCGGUGCCUUCUCUCCAGCUUUUUCAAUUGCACAGGCCAGGUUAGGGGUCCGCCAGUGCCUGGUGGUCUCCCAUCCCAGGCACAGCAACGCUCAGCUUUUUCAGAUCCUCCAAGGGUGA
Molecule: messenger RNA, 960 nt
Organism: Python bivittatus (Burmese python)
Lineage: Eukaryota; Metazoa; Chordata; Lepidosauria; Squamata; Pythonidae
Source: RefSeq, a predicted model, not a curated record